UGUUUCAUGUGAUUUGUCAUCUCGGAUCACAACUGUUCAUUUUCCUUAUCUUGAUUUGGGACUUCCUGAGAUAAUGAAGAUUGUCAUCCCUCUAACAGAAGCUCUUAGAAAUUCUCAUAGGAUAUAAUUUAUGCUCCGUCAAUUUUGCUGAGAGAGAGAGAGAGAGGCAGGGUUAUUGUUACCGAUGGUGUGUUGGAAGGCUUUUACAGUCGAGAAGUGAUGAAGCGUUGAACCACAAGAGUGAGCUACCAAGCGAAAUUUAUCCAGGGUAUUGAUCUUCACAGAGGGAAUGGCAUCUAAUAGCUUCUUUGAAAGGUUAAUCUUACUCUGGGAGGAAUGGGAGUUGCGGUUGCUCGUUCUGACGAGUCUCAUUUUACAGAUUAUCCUCAUUGGUCUAGGCAACAGAAGAAAAUACUCAACUGGGAACAAAAUCGCAUUUGUCUUAUGGCUCGCCUAUUUAUCUGCAGACUCGAUUGCAAUCAUUUCCCUUGGCAUCCUCUCACGUAGCCAAGGCAACUGCAGCGAUGCUUACAUAGAUCUUGAGUACGUAAUAAUGGCCUUCUGGGCUCCAUUUUUGCUCCUUCACCUCGGUGGCCCUGAUACAAUUACUGCGUACUCAUUGGAAGAUAAUGAAUUAUGGCUUCGGCACUUGCUCGGGCUAAUUGUCGAGGUUGCAGUGGCAUCAUACAUCUUUGUCAGGUCCAUGAAGCCUACUCAGCUAAAUUUCUUAGCCAUUCCAAUAUUUGUUGCAGGGUUGAUCAAGUAUGGCGAAAGGACUUGGGUUCUCAGAUUAGCUAGCAGUAAGCAAUUCCGAAGAUCACUCCUUCCACAUCCUGAUCCUGGCCCUAAUUAUGCCAAAUUCAUGGAGGAAUACACUUUGAAAGAAAUCGAGGGGUACGAGCUGUCUCUGACUGCUAUACCACCUCCUAGAGUCGCGCCUAGCCACCUAAUGCAAGAGGGCGAUGCAUUGAUCAUUGCUUAUGACUUUUUCUUGAUCUCCAAGUGCCUGUUCGCUGAUCUCAUCCUUAGCUUCCAGGAUCUCCAGAAGAGCCAACCAUUCUUCCAGAGAAGUGACUGGGAAGAUGCUUUCAAAGUGAUUGAAAUGGAACUCGGAUUCAUGUAUGAUGUGCUCUUUACCAAAGCCACAAUUGUACAUCAUUUCUGGGGUGGCGUUCUCCGAUCAAUCAGCUUUUCAUCUACUGCUGCUGCUUUAACAGCCUUCUGCCUGAUUGAUUUGUCUGGCUACUCUUCUGCGAAUGUGGGAAUCAGUCUAAUCUUGCUGGUUGGAGCUAUUGGUCUUGAACUAUAUGCGAUUUUAGUGCUCCUUUCAUCCGACUGGACAAUGCUUUGGAUGAGUAGGCAUGACAAUUUGAGAGCAGAAACGAGGGGGUUGAUUUCUGGCCUUCAUUCUUUGUCUAUCAACAAAAGGUGGUCCAACUGUGUCGCGCAGUACAACAUGUUAUCCUCUUGCUUUAAGGAUCGGACGGUCAGGUGCUGUGGACUUCUAAAUUGGAUGCACAAACAGCUAGAAAACUAUCAAGACGAUCAGAUGGAGCCAGUUUCGGAUUAUUUAAAGAUAUCAGUCUUCGAACAACUCUUGGAGAAGUCUUGGAACGCUGUGGAUUUCAGACUUUGCAAGGAGUUAUGCUCUUAUAGAGGUGAAUGGGUGCUCAAAAAAUAUGAGUGUAUUGAGAAACUCGGAUGGAGCAUCAAUGUGGAGUUUGAUCAAAGCAUCAUCCUCUGGCACAUUGCAACAGAUCUCUGUCUCUAUGAUGAUAGCAGUAACAAGAAUCUAGAUAUUGUGAGUAAGUCACGAUGUGAAGCAAUCAGACUAUUAUCAAAUUACAUGCUGUUCAUACUAAUGAAGCGUCCGUUCAUGUUGCCCGAUGGAAUCGGGCAAAUCAGGCUCCAAGACACCUGCGCCGAGGCCGAGGCUUUCAUCCAAGAAAGGAAAUAUAUACAAAACAAGAGCCUCGCUUGCAAGAAACUGCUUGAGGUGGAUACCCGGAUUUCACCGGUUGAUGUAAAAGGAGAUCGGAGUAAGUCCGUGCUGUUCGAUGCGUGCAGGCUCGCGAAAUCGCUGCAAUCACUGGACACCAGAAACCAAAAGAAGUGGGAAAUGAUAAACGAGGUGUGGAUAGAGAUGCUGUGUUACGCCGCGAGUCAUUGCCGGUGGAAUCAUCAUGCCCAGCAGCUUAGAAGGGGAGGAGAGCUACUCACUCAUGUGUGGAUUCUCAUGACACAUCUCGGCAUAUCUGAGCAGUUUCAAAUCUCACAGGGUCAUGCCAGAACCAAACUGAUAGUGCAAUGAUUUUCUACUCAGAUUUAUUGUAAAAUGCUAGUGCUUUGUUCCAGAACCCUUCCUUCACUAUCUCAUCAAUUACUUCACGUAACAUUUCCCGCCAACUUGGAAUACUAGCAGAACGUCAAUUUCAUGUCUUUAA
Messenger RNA from Syzygium oleosum, 2444 nucleotides. RefSeq lists its product as uncharacterized. Lineage: Eukaryota; Viridiplantae; Streptophyta; Magnoliopsida; Myrtales; Myrtaceae. The record is from RefSeq and is a predicted model, not a curated record. The transcript is spliced from 2 exons. Bases 290 to 2311 code for a protein of 673 amino acids.